This is a messenger RNA of Ectocarpus siliculosus, 1413 nucleotides long. Lineage: Eukaryota; Phaeophyceae; Ectocarpales; Ectocarpaceae. The record is from the annotation of a GenBank genome assembly.
AUGGGUGAUGCGGCAGGCGGCACCCAAGCGAGCGGCCUCACAGCGGCGGAGAGGGCGAGGUCAUUGGACGAGGCCGGCAAUACCCAGGAAGCUGCCGUUCUGUACAAGGAACACAUCGCCUGCGCUAGGAGGACCCUGCAAGCGCCGAGCCUGUCCAAUACGGUGCGUAAGCUCCUCUCGGACAGCAUCGAGGAAUGUCAGAAGAGGGUCACGGAGAUUGUAUUUCGGCAGAGUGGGGGGGGAGGGUUGCCGGACUACUUGGCGGAUCUUCCGGAGGCACCGGCAACCAAGCCUGUCACGCAGCUCUCUACCGACGCCGGAGUAUUGAGAGGUGCCAGCAGGGCACCAGCAGCAGAGGGAGCGCUCUCAAGCAGGGUAUAUGCGAAGGUGGAUGAAGAUGAGAAAAAAGGGGACAGCGCACUAACCACGGCGACGGGGUUAGAUGAACAGGGACGGAGGACGGGGUGGGCACAGGCUGGGGCUAAGGAUAAGGCGUUGGCUGCUUACAGCCAGGCGGCAGAGCACUAUUUCGCGGCGGUGAUGACGCUGGAGCGGCAGACUGGGGGGGGAGACGACAAGGACAGCGGCGCAAAGGCCAUCGAGGCGAGGCUGACGAGGAAACAGUCAGACGUGCUUUCGAGGGCGAAGGCUCUCAAGGCUCUCAAGGCUCUCAAGGGGGUUGUGAAGGCUACGCAAGCCACCCCGACGCAGCAGCAGCAGCAGCAGCCUGGGGAGUCAGUCGGCCGUCCAAGAUCAGCGGUGAGAUCAUCCCAAGGUACCCUGUCGUCGGAGGAGGUCGAGGUUCUCAAGGAAAGCGCCAUGGUUAACGGGAAGCUCUUCCUCCCUUGGGUAGCGGAAGACCUGAAGGAAAAGUUCGAUUUUGACAAGCCGUGGGAGGAUCCGGACGGCCGUCUUCGGCUCUCGGGACGUCUGCGGGUAAACCUCACUGGGUGGAAGCGACCGUCGGAAGUGAUGCCGGGAACGCCCCACAUGAUCGGCAACUUGGACCCUUUCAGCAUCCGGCAGAACCUCGUCACGGACAGCAGCCUAGUGGCGUCCCUGUGCGUUGCUUCGGCCUAUGAGCGGCGGUUCGACAAGCAGCUCAUCACCGGCAUCAUAUUUCCACAGGACGAACGCGGGAUGCCGGUGUACAAUCCUGCGGGCAAGUAUAUCGUGAAGCUCAACGUGAACGGAAUGGCUAUAAAGGUUGUCGUGGAUGACCUGCUCCCGACGGGUGACAGUGGUCGGCUCUUGUGCGCCGCCUCGGCGGACAAGUCGGAGCUGUGGGUCAGCAUCGUAGAGAAGGCGUAUCUCAAGGUUAACGGCGGCUACGACUUUCCUGGAAGCAACUCCGGUAUCGACCUCUUCGCGCUGACCGGAUGGAUACCGGAACAGGUUGGGGUUUCGCCGUAA